This is a messenger RNA of Guyanagaster necrorhizus, 1284 nucleotides long. RefSeq lists its product as uncharacterized. Lineage: Eukaryota; Fungi; Basidiomycota; Agaricomycetes; Agaricales; Physalacriaceae. Bases 137 to 1087 code for a protein of 316 amino acids. The transcript has 2 exons. The record is from RefSeq and is a predicted model, not a curated record.
CCUCUUGCAGACAGCAGCAGUCGACUGUGCUCUGCCACUCUUUCACUGGGAGUGACCUUUUCUCCCUUGCCAGAGUAUUAUUGGGCCCUUGCACCCCGCCGCUCGACGUCGAGGCCACAAGUACUUCAUUGCCAGCAUGGCCAGCAUAAGUCCCAUAGUGUCAGCACUAGCUACCAAUGGCCCAGUAUCGUCUAUUCGCAGGAAACCCCAAUUCACAUACCGGUCACCACCACUCUCGGACCCUCGCUCUCUCAAAGCCUCCAUUUUCACCAUUUCCUCGAGGAUAGCACCACCUGGAAAGUCUAAUGUCGCAGGAAGGGAUGUGCUACCAGUGAGCGCGGCAUCUGCCCCAAGCAAGUCAAAAAAGCACCCCAUGGGCCCACCUCUGCCCCUUUAUCAUCCCUUGGGUCCAUUAGCACUCUCGCUGCCUCCGCUAGACCCUACUAUCUUCGGUUUUCCGGCUGAUAUCACUGUGGAUGAUGAUGAAGGACGCCAGGCACCGGGACGUGGAAAACGGCCAGCCGCCCAGGGUGCCGAAGAAGAGGACACCAAGUCGGCAACGUCUGCCACGGCUUCCGUAACAGUCGUACCAGUGCCGGCGCGUGAAGUAAAGGAAAAGGCCAGCAGUCCGAGGAAGAAACGUGGUGGAGGCGGGAAGCGGAAGCGGAAAGACGCCGACGACGCCGAUGCGACAUAUCCAGCUAAACGGACGCGUCAGUCGCGAGCCCAGCAGAUAGAAGAAGGUUCUCCAAUAGAAGUUGUGAACACGCCGAUAUCUGAGGGUAUUUCUACUCCAGAACCGGGCCUGGCACUUGACGGUAACGAAGACAAGUCAAAGCCAGGGCGCAGGACGACACGGUCUCGCGGCCAGCCCGAGCGACGGGAUUCUAAUGCAAGCGAGGCCACGUCGACAUCUGCCGCAGCAUCGGCUACGAUUCCAACAAGAGAAAAAGAUAUUAUAGGCGAGGACAAAAAAUCUGAUACGGAGGCGCCGGAACCGAAUGGUGGUGAUACGACUGCUUUGGAAAGCAAGCGUAGCGUUCGAAGUAGCAGUAAGGAAGAGGGAGAGAUCAGUGAGGACCCGUAACUUGUCCCCAGUAUUCGCUGAAUACCUUUGCUGAACAUUCUUGCUUUUUGUUCUAUUCCCAUACGAUUCACUCUGUACACCCACAGCAUCGCACCAUAUAUUCCAUCUAUAUCUCCACAUGUCUAUUCUCUCUGUACAUCCGUAUAUUCCAGAAAUUUAUGUCAGCUGAAUCCUCAAAGGAUCGUCGCGAGAAAUAU